Messenger RNA from Scophthalmus maximus (turbot), 5290 nucleotides. Its product is annotated as SITS-binding protein. The transcript has 11 exons. The record is from RefSeq and is a predicted model, not a curated record. Bases 1084 to 3165 code for a protein of 693 amino acids. NCBI's taxonomy places the organism in Eukaryota, Metazoa, Chordata, Actinopteri, Pleuronectiformes, Scophthalmidae.
UUUUCUGCAGAUAAUAAGUAAAGUGAUAUAGUUACUAUGUGAUACUCGGCUAUGGUGAGCAACAUUGGCCCUGCAGCCUCAGCAGGGAUGUUUGCCGGAUGACAGGUGGCUCAUCUCUCAGCAAAAAACUGUCAAAACAAACUGUCCGAAGCCCUUUGACCUGCUACAAAGUCCAUAAAUCCAUUAAACAAACACAUUUCUCAUACAUUCCAGGAACAAAUGCAGUAAUGAGUAUUUAAUGAAAACGUUUUGUCAGUCUUGGUCCGUUUGACUAAUGAGCCUAUAAGCUUAAACACACACAAACGCACACUGCAGCAUGGAGACAUCACUGGUCUGGAGUUAUUCCACUGAAAUCACCUAUGGACUCGUUCAGACAUGACUUUUUUAUAACCCUCCAUUAAAAUAUGAAACACCACACUGUCGCAUGUGGAUAAGGAAUGGCAAGUCUCCCGAACCAUGCCAGGCCAAAUCGACGCCCCUUCGCCGUCUACCGGACCAGCGGAUGACAAGUCCCAGCAGUCUUUACGCACGGAGAGCGCACGGAGAGUUUUGCGAGCGCGCAUGGGGGUUGCUCCCUUUCAAGGCUGUCCGUGGCCUCCUCGCCCCGGCGGGCAGCUCCCAGACGACUCUGCCAAGCCUCCCCGAUCCGCACCGUUUCCCUCUCUCUACCUUUCCUGUGAAGAAACAACCGGGCGUUACGUCAGAAAGUGCAGGGCAAGCAAGACUGAGUCUCAGGAGCUAUUCGUAUACGCACUGCUGCCAAACCCGGCUCGGGGCUGCUCCCGAGCUCAGUGCAGCCAAUGCAAUUUACAAAUCCAAACUCUUUUAGAACUGCAGCAGUAUGUGGUCUCUGUUGCUGGCACAAUUGCGCAAAAAGAAAAACCCAACAGUCUAACCGGUGCAAAGAUACAAACGCAGGGCUGGUUUACCCCGUAGCCUCACUGCAACAACAAAAAACAACAAAAAAAACCCAUGACAUGAUGAAGAAGCAGCAGAGCUUUUCGACGCACACAUUUUUCUGCAGCAUUUUUUGUGUUUGAUUCUUUGCUGAUCUAAAAAAAAAAAACAACAACAAAAAAAAACAUGCCCCACGCUCGCAAUAGGAACCCUAGCCCCAUCCCAGAGGUAACAUGGGACACAGGAUUGAAGGAGAUGAACGAGACGUGGAAGGGAGCUAUCGCCUGCCUCGGGGUGGCCGUCUUCUUCGUCAUGACCAUCGGGAUCAUAUACUGGCAAGUGGUGGACCAGCCCAACAAGAACUGGAUCCUCAGGGGCACUUUCAGCGGACUGAUCUGGGAGAGGAGGACCCACUCGCUGGUCAUCCAGACCCUGGCCGAGGACAAGACCUUUGUGGAGAUAGACGUGGGGAACGUGGGGAACCCCGACGUCGAGGUUCCCUUCGUGAGGAACCUGUGCUGGCUGAACAAGACGGAGUUCUGCUACACGUGGGACUCGCUGGCCGAGGUGAAGAUCUCGCUGGAGGUGAACGAGGAGACGGAGACGGAGUGCUACGGCAUGACCUGGGCGCCGGUGCAUUGUCACGUGCAGCUGAAGGACUGCUUCUCCAUGACCAAUGUGUCCUGGUACGGCGGAGCCAGUGUCCGGGGUCAGACAUGGCCCAUCAAUGAUCAAAAUGCAACGAUGCAGCCCUUCGUCGUCAGCGACCUCAAGGACAACCCCUCAGGCUUCGGCUCUGCCCUGGAACGCUACUUCCUGGGCUCGUCAGGUGUCGCGGUUCUCGUGUCGCCCGACACCCCCCUGCAGCUCGGGCUGGACAGCAGGCAGCAGUUCUGCCUGCAGUCGCUGCCCAGUAUGGAGCGUGUCCCGCUGCAGUACACCGUGUGCGUGGCCCGCAACGUGAAGGCCGCUCACCAGGACGCCGCGCAGACACUCUCCCCGCCCGGCAGGGAGCUGCCCAACAUGAAAGCGCUGUGGCUGCCCUUCUGGAAGCUGCUCACCAACGUGGAUUCGGGCCCGAAGGUGGAGAGGGAGCUGAGGAUCUUCUCCAAUCGUCUGAGGAGACACCAGCUGGGGGAGGGAGUCAUCAGCCUCAGUGAACAUUCCACCACCCUCCUCUCUGAUAUGGACCACGACUACCUCAACGUCAGGAAAAGGGGGAUGUCCAAGAGACUGACCAGGGACCUCCCGCUUGUCAAGCUUCUUAACAUUUCCAUCACCCUGUCCCCUUUCCUGGGCGUGGACACCGCGCAGUUCCACACCUCGCUCACGGACGGCACCGAGGCCCACUGGCUCGGCCUCCCCUCGGGCCCCCGCGGUCAGCUGAUCCCUGUGAUGAGCCAGUGGCGGGGAAAGUUCUGCGUGAAGCUGAACAUCACCAACCCGGCAGCGGUGAGCUGGUUCCUGGACAGAGUGGGGUCCCUGCAGGCCCAUCUGGGGAUGGAGUACAUCGUGCUGGAGGGCGCUGAGGGGAAUCUGUUCCAGGAGCAAGACCUGCGGCCGCCGCAGGAUCUGGGCGGAGACAAGUACAUCCGCCUGCUCGCCGACCUGGCCACGAGGAUAGGAGACUCCACCAUCAUGACGGCGGCGACGGGGUCGAGCCACAAGCCACUGUUUGUGCGGAUGACCUCCCUGCGGUCCGACUGGAGCCUGAUGGGCCUGAAGGGCAUCAUUCCCUCCCUGCUGCACCACACUCUGCUGGGAUACAACUUCCUCAUUCCUGAUGCAGUAGGUGGCUCUCUGUCCGGAGACCUGGUCACGGACGAGGAGUUGUUCAUCCGUUGGUUGGAAAUUGCAGCCUUCCUCCCUGUCAUCAGCUUCCACACUCCCCCCUGGGUCUGCGGGGAGGACCGGGUGCUAAACCUCACUCGCGUCUACGUGGCAAAGCACCAGAGGGACGUGGUGCCGCUGAUAGAAGAGUACGCAGAGGAGUGGCGGUCGACGGGGAACCCCAUCUACCGGCCGAUGUGGUGGCUCAGUCCCAGUGACCCCGUGACCUUCACCAUCGAUGACCAGUUCCUCAUAGGAGACAAGGUCCUGGUGGCGCCGGUGGUGGAGAAGGGGGCGGCGCAGAGGGAUAUUUAUUUACCUGACGGGGGCUUCCAGUGGCAGGACAGCCGGAACGCGCAGGUGUUCGACGGGGGGACGUUCCUACAGGACUAUCCCGUGCCCUUGGAGGAGGUGGCCGUUUUCGUCCGGAGGAGCUGAGUCGCGGGGAGGAUCCGGCGGAGUCGCCUGACUUAUCCUGUUACGGUUUUGAAAUUCUCAAACAGAACAACAACAAACAAAAAAUAACUUGUGCUGUUCCCAACUUGCACUUUUCCACUAAAGACCAUUGACCCUGUCUCAAGGCUCCUGUCUCGAGAUGACACGUAGAAAGAUUUCUUUUUAUACUUGCACUUUACAGUUCAAUAUGAUUUGUAUCUUUUUUUUUUGUUUCCUUUGUGACAGUUUUUCUUCUUCCUUUUUUAAAAAAAAAACGUUAAUUGGUUUUUACCUCUCGGCUGAUUUAUCUCUGGACUUUUUUUUUUUGGUGUGUAUGUAACUUCUGUGUUUACAUACUGCAAUUCUACAGUCUUUAAUUUUUUGUUGUUCUCGCUGCUGGCUCUCUUGAUACGGAGGAACAAAGCAAGCGCCUUGUUUGCUUCAAAAGAAUCUGAAUCUCUCGAGAAGACCAAAUGAAGAAAUAGAAAGGACAGAGGACGAUGCUCGAAGGGACUCACCGGGAUGCAAAUUGGCUCACAGCAGACCGACGCACCCGGGGUACCGUGUGGCUUGCUCGCUCAUUGGAAAAGGCCUUUACUUGAACUGAUGUUUUUAUGAAUGUACCUCAAGCUGUGGUUUCCUCACUGCCUUGCAGAGUCCUCAGACACAACCAUCUGCCACCACCCCGUAGCAGCACUUAUUCUUUGAGUAGUGUAACUGAAAUUUAAAAAAUCAACAUACCACUCUGUCGGACACGUCUGAAUGUCCUUUAGUACUGUAGGCCACAUGCACCUGAGGCCAAGCUGAACUGUCAUUGUAACUCUGACUAUAUUUGAAUUUGCAUAUUCUUACUAACCUGCUGUAGUAAUGGCUUCUUAAAUGAGCUGCUCGUCUUUCUUUUCUUCUUUUUUUAAAAAAAAACAACUAUCUGAUGUCGCGUCGAUAUGCUCUUUCACUAGUGCCAAGUGCAGCGCUAAAGAAAGCCUCGUCGACAACCCCCACGGAUGUGGAAGAAGGAUAUUUAAAAUAAGUAGUGUGACUCCUUAUAGGCUUAUUUUGCUUUGGUGCAGAGAGUUAGUUGAGACGCUCCCACCACGUCCGUACACUCAAUAUGAAGCUGCCAUUGCUCAGCGUAAAGACUGGACAUAGAGGGAACAGUCAUCCUGAUCCCAAUCUGACAAAAUCCAAACCAUCAUUACCAUUUAAAUUGUCCUGUCUGGUUCAUCUAAGCAAAGUGUAAAAACAAAAACAAAUCGGUUAAAUGAGUUAACGCGUUCUUUGUGGCGUUAUGUGCGGGACCACUUCUCGGACAGAAAUAUUUUCCCCUCCAUUUUAAAUGCUAAGCUUACGGUCUCCGGUCUGACAGGAGUGAGGGUGGUAUCACACUUCUCAUCUAACUCGUGACAGAAAAGGCGAAUAAGUGUAUUUCUUAAAAUGUCGAACUAGUCCUCCGUUAGGAGGAUAGCAUGGAGGAAAGAAAACGAUGCUCUGUGCACAGUUAGUUGAGUGGCAGUGCUUCUCUGUGUCCAUCUUGUUCCUCACAACACAAUCUUAACCGGCCGGCAGUGAAAAAAUCAUUCAGACUGCAAACGUAUCACGUAGCGAACGCUUUACCACUAAAUUGACUGUGUAACUCUGAUCUAACACGUUUACUGUAACCGACUUCAACACUCAGGUCUACCGAAGCUUAUCAAAGUCACCAAAUGUCUUAGUACAACGCGGUAUGUUGUGAACACAUCAACGUCUUAAUCCCUCUGAAACGCUGAAUGUACAAUGGACAAACUGUGAUUUCCCCACCGUGCCCCCUUUUUUUUCCUAGUUUCCCGUUCUGAUGCUUUUUAUGGAAUGCUGUGGUAUAUAUUCGUGUAUGAGUGGCAGGAAAAAUCCCUCGCCCUCUCCUGCGGACGGAGGGAACCUGACGCCACGUGCCUUAAUAUGCCACUUCUUAAAUCUGGACAGUAACACAAGUGCGUCUGGAUUUAUUGCAGAAUCAGCAAUGUACAUAUUACGAUGACUGUGCCAUUACAAGUGUUUUUAUCUCUCUCUCUCUCUCUCUCUCUCUCUCUCUCUCUCGUGUAAAUCAGAGAACUUAGUAUGACAAAGUUGCAAUAAAGUUUACAUUUUCUUA